AUGUGGCUUGACCGGCUUGCUGGCCAGGCCAGCGGCUCUGGCUCAUCCACGCCCCAAUCUGUCUCUCGGUCCUUUUCGCCACUGCCGCGACGAACAUCGAGCAAUCUCAGUCCCUAUGUCACGUCACAGCGCCAAGGCCAAUCGCCCAGGGGCUCUUCGCUUUCGCUCGUGUCUUCCGAGUCCUCCGCAUCGUUGCUGGCCUCGUCGCGGCGGCCCAACGGAUCAGGCCUGAAACAAUCUUCAGCGCCCGUUGCGCAUCCCACAAACUCAAUAGAAACUUUGGAGAAGCUUCUUGGGAAGACCUCUAGCUCCGCGCCGGCUCCCGAUUCAGACAUUCUCGACUCCGACUUCGACCUUGAUUUCGACUUUGGUGGCUUGUCUCUGAAAGAGCUCGCAGCGUCGCAAGAUGACGCAGAUACACAACCUCGAAUACCCAAACCCCAGAAACCCUCAGAUUACGCAAACGACCAGGCCAAGUUUGAGGACCUGCAUCGUUCAAUCACUGCAUGUGAUGAUAUACUCAGCUCCGUCGAAACGAACCUUACAAGCUUCCGCAACGACCUGGCUUCCGUGGCCUCUGAUAUCGAGUCUUUGCAAGACCGUUCGACAGCCCUCAAUAAGAGACUUGAGAACCGGAAAGAGGUAGAAAAGGCUCUCAGCCCCUUGGUCGAAGAGCUCAGCCUGUCGCCCGAAAUUAUUACUAAGAUUACUACCGGCCACGUUGACGAAACAUGGCCCAAGCUGCUCACGGAGUUGGAUCGACGAGCUACUGUGCAUAAAAGGAAGACCAACGAAACCCAGCAAAGCAAGGCGACUUCUGACCUCGGUCCUUUGCUAGAGAAGUUGGUGCAAAAGGCUGUUGAGCGCAUUCGAGACUUUAUCGUCGCUCAGAUCAAAGCCCUGCGGUCGCCCAACAUUAACGCCCAAAUUAUCCAACAACAAAAAUUUCUCAAAUUCAAGGAACUCUUUACAUUCCUGCACAAGCAUCAUUCCCAACUUGCUGAGGAAAUUGCACUGGCGUACAUGAAUACCAUGCGCUGGUACUACCUAACUCAAUUCACGCGAUAUGAAAAGGCACUUGGAAAAAUCAAGCUCCACGUACUCGACAAGAACGACACGUUAAACCACGAAGAAACGACACGCAUGGCCAGCGUAUUGUCAGCUGCACGAAUGACUGGACCACCACAUGAUGCCUUUAACAUUGGACGGCGUAUCGACAUCAUAAAAGCGAGCGAGCAACCAGCACUCUCCUCAUUCCUCGCCGAGGAAGACAAGGCUACACACUACCUAGAAGUGCCAUUCCGCAGCUUCAAUCUCGCUUUAGUAGAUAACGCGGCGGCGGAGUAUACAUUCCUUGCCACGUAUUUCUCACCGUCACUGUCAUUUUCCCACAUCUCCAAAAACUUCAACUAUAUCUUCGAGCCUACUUUUGAGCUUGGGCAAACGCUUUCCAAGACACUCAUUGGCGAUACCUAUGACGCACUCGGCGUCCUUGUCUGCAUUCGAUUGAAUCAGCAUUUUGCUUUCGAGUUGCAGCGUCGACGAGUUCCAGCCGUGGACGGCUACGUCAAUGCCACGAACAUGUUGCUGUGGCCGCGGCUGCAGGUUAUUAUGGAUCGGCACUGCGAAUCAGUUCGACAACUGACUAACUCGACGUCGGUAAAGGCGAGUAAGUCGACGGCGGAGCAGGCCAAGGUCUCUGCAGCACCGCACCAAGUGACGCAGCGAUUUGGCCAGCUGCUGCACGGAUUCCUUUCUCUAAGCAGCGACGCAGGAGAUGACGAGCCCGUGGCCACUAGUCUGCAACGCUUGCGCACCGAUGUCGAGGGAUUCCUGACGCGCUUCGGCAAUUCAUUUGGAGCGGAUAAGCGCAAGACGGCCCGUUUCAUGUACAACAACUACUCGCUGAUUCUUACCAUUAUCAGCGACACAACGGGGAAGCUGGCUGAUGAGCAGCAGCAGCACUUUGAAGAACUCAAGACGGCCUACCAGGAUGGGGACUAA
This is a messenger RNA of Akanthomyces muscarius, 2004 nucleotides long. RefSeq lists its product as uncharacterized. Lineage: Eukaryota; Fungi; Ascomycota; Sordariomycetes; Hypocreales; Cordycipitaceae. Gene Ontology annotation, molecular function: syntaxin binding. Gene Ontology annotation, biological process: Golgi to vacuole transport; retrograde transport, endosome to Golgi; endocytic recycling. Gene Ontology annotation, cellular component: GARP complex. The record is from RefSeq and is a predicted model, not a curated record. Bases 1 to 2004 code for a protein of 667 amino acids. The transcript has 3 exons.